Molecule: messenger RNA, 786 nt
Organism: Rubroshorea leprosula
Lineage: Eukaryota; Viridiplantae; Streptophyta; Magnoliopsida; Malvales; Dipterocarpaceae
Source: the annotation of a GenBank genome assembly
ACCGGCUCUUCCCCAAAUUGCAGCUCCGGCCUUGCUUGCUGGAUUUUGGAAGUGAAACCGAGGACAGGGAAACCACGGGAAGUGACGGGUUUGAGGGAAGACAAUAGAGGGAAAAGGAAUGGCUGCUACCAUCUCCUCCACCUUCCUCUCCGCUUCUCUACUUCUCCUCUGCCUUCUCUCUGCCUCGAGGAAGGGCUGUGUCGCCUUUGAGCAACAAGAAUUAGCAGCUGAGACCCACCACCAUACUCUCCUCGUCAGCUCUCUUCUUCCUUCAUCUGUCUGCAAUUCUUCAAAAGCUGCGGACAAAAAGUCGUCAUCUUUGACAGUAAUCCACAAGCAUGGCCCAUGCUCUCAACUCACUUCGGAUGCUCCAACCCACGCCGAGGUCCUCCUCCAUGACCAAGCUCGGGUCAACUCAAUUCACUCAAGACUCGCCAAGACCCUCAACAACGUGAAAGAGACAGCCGCCAGCAGCAUUCCGGCCAAGGACGGAAGUAUUUUGGGAUCGGGCAAUUACAUCGUCACGGUCACAAGUAUGCCUGGCAUUCGCCGGAAACAAUGUUGACUCGAAAGUGGGUAUUUUAGGAAACGUGCAACAGAAAACAUUGCAAGUGGUGUACGAUGGCCCCAAUGAAAGGGUGGGGUUCGCGGCCGGCGGAUGUAGCUGAGGAAAUUCCGAUAAACGAAGAGAAUCUUCGAGUUAGUGCCCUUGCAUCUUGAUAAUAAUAACAAAAAACUGCUUUGGAUCAAAGUUGUGAUGUAUAUGAAUAAGAUCUGCUUGGUUUC